Molecule: messenger RNA, 1575 nt
Organism: Diatraea saccharalis (sugarcane borer)
Lineage: Eukaryota; Metazoa; Arthropoda; Insecta; Lepidoptera; Crambidae
Source: the annotation of a GenBank genome assembly
AUGAUUGAUGUGAAAGCAAAAAUUAAUUCAUUUUUCAUUUUUAACUCUUCUUUUGGACCAAAAGAGGGGCAAGAGUUGAAAAGAGUGCUUUUCUUCCAUCCUAACCAAAUCAGUGCUGAUGCUAGAAAAAACCAGGUUGGCCUAUGCGAAGCUGUAGUGAAAUUUAUGUCUACAUUCUCAUCUGGACCAUGUGAGGCUCUUCAAACUCAAUCAAAAAGAUAUAUAUUUUAUCAACCUGAAAAAGGUUUCUGGAUGGUUCUAGUAGUUACAAUACCCUAUGCCACAAAAGCAUCAUCAGCUAUUGGAGAAAGUCAAGGGGAAGUGCUAAACCCAUCGGUCAUGAAUGAUCUACUGGUAUCUGCUUAUAAAAUGUUCAAAUUAUUUAUGGGGCCUUUCAAAGAUAUUCCCAUUGAAGACAUUUAUUCGCUAUGUGAUGAAUUUUUCACUCCAUAUAUAAUGUCUAAGAAUCUCACAAAUGAUAUAUCAAAUGUAAUUCAAGGAGUGAGUUAUUUACCUUUAGAUAAGAACUCUUUCUUCAAAAUAGUUUGCUUCAUUGAUUUGUUAGAGGUCACUUAUCCAGACUUCAAAUGUGUAGCAUUUGUUUAUAAUGAUCAAUUGAUAUGGAAUGGACUUGCUACAAAUGAUAUGCUUACACUAUAUCAAUACUUAGUCCAGACAUUGUUACCUAAACAAGUCGAGAAAGAGAUUCAAGGAGGUGCUGUUGCUACAGCUCAAAGACAUGGUCGGUUCAUCAGUCCAGCUGAUAGUAUAAGAACCAGCGAGGAUCUAAAGAAGCUGGUCAAAGUACAUCUGCUUCGAGAAGAUGAUACAGAAACGAGACAGUACUAUUUAAUUAUAUACAGAGCUCUGAGUGCUACUGUUUGCUUUACAAUUGAUGUCAACAUCCCUUUAGAGAUAGAGACCUUCAGAUCACUGGACGCAUUCAUAGGUCCACAUCUCUCUACGAUAGCAUCCACUAUCAGCGAACAAUGUGCUAUCCACGCAUUACAAACUGCUCAAUUACUCAACACGGAUCAGAAAUUCGUAUACUUCAAUAGACUCAACUUGGCCUACAAAAGUUCUGCCUCCUUGAGUAAGCUAAUACCUUCAGCAAGUAUCAAACCAGAAGUAUUAAGUAUUAUAGCAGAUAUGCAUACCGACCACAAAAGCUUAGGAAGUUAUGGAGAAAUUAUUAUUAAAACGCCUGACGAGUACUGGAUAACAGGCAAAUCAUCAAACGAGAGGGAAUUUUACGUUAUAAUACAAGAGAAAAAUGCCAAUCUUAAAGAGAUAGCCGAUGAAGUCAAACGUAUCUGUGAAUCACAAAUGAAGGGUAUAUUUUUUUAUCCUAUGUAAUGAAAUUGAAGAUCCUUACGUGUCUUUUGACCUAAAUAUAACACGAUGGUUGGGAAUUUGAAACGGUAUCAGCUGGCGUCGUCAAGGGAUGUCUUUUAACUAUGUUAAUUAAGCCAUCAGCCUUGAUUGAUAUAAGAGGUAUAAAACAUUAUUUGCAAUGUAAGUGUCCAGCGGGACACAUAAAAAGAACAAAGAAAUAUAUAUAAAUGCUUGUUAUUU